AUGACUCCGCAAAUCGGAGCGAAGCCGAUCGAAUGUGUCUGUAGUUCGCUCGGGACUUCGAAACACGAACGGGCAGGUGACAGUUCGGGCUUAUCGUACCUUGUUUUUUUUUCGCGCCGAAAAAUGACAGCGCUCGUCCAUCGGGCGACUACGCGCCGGACGAUAUCAUAGAUGCGAUUCGGGCUAUAAAUAUCGAAAUAAAACCGCGCGGCGGGAUUUAAAUUUGGAUCGUAAAUCGGGCGGAACAGCCGGCUCGACGAGGCAUCGAACAGGGGCUAUUUUAAAACGGAUAUCGGAGGGAGACUUUUUAUGACAGAUUCGGCGCGAAGGGACGCGUCCGCAAUCGACGUUUCCUAGGACAACCUUCGCCGUAACGUCAUUCUAUAAUGGGGAUAAUACUGUCGAGAUUUCGGAAAAAGAAGACAACAAUUGAAAUUUUAGAGGAUCUUGAUUCACAAAUCAAAGAGAUUCAACAGUAUGGACAAACUACAGAACAAAGACAUAAGAAGAUAGUGGGAACUAUCAUCAUUUAUGGAGUUGUUCUUUAUGUCAUGAUAGCAUUCAUCUUUUAUUUCUGCUUCUUUCCAGCUUCAUUAUAUGAUCAACUUUUUUAUAUAACACCAUUACUACUUUUUCCAAUUUUAAUACUUUUAACGAAGAAAAUGGUUUCAUGGUACUAUAAUCGUAAAAUUACUCAUAAUCAGGAAAAACUAUCUACAAUUAUAUCCGAGAAAAAGAAGAUAUUAAAUGAAGUUACUGAAACAGAAACAUAUAAAAAAGCUAAAGAAAUAUUAUUAAAAUUUGCACCAGAUGAAUUAAACAUGACACCCUUAACUCCAAAGUUUCCUCAAAAGUUGUCAAUGCCCACUGAAACACCUCGACGUCCUACGCCACACCCUGUAAUAUCUCCUCAGUCUGGUACUGCAGAACUGAGAAGAAGAACUAUAGCAGUUCACAAUCCACAAUUUGCUGUAGCAGCCCCUGGUGUAAUGACUCCUAACAUUAGAUCAAUUAAUCAGUCUCUAAAUGCUCCUUUCCCAUCUAGUGGUAGAAUAAUUAAUCCUGCUGCCAUAGGUUUUCGAUCACCAUUACCACGACCUGUGUUGCCACAACAAAGGACUGUGAUUGAUCGUUUAGUGGAUUAUUUAGUAGGUGAUGGUCCUUCAAAUCGCUAUGCUUUAAUUUGUCGGCAAUGUGAAUCACAUAAUGGAAUGGCUUUGAAAGAAGAGUUUGAAUAUUUUGCGUUCAGAUGUUGUUACUGUGGUUUUUGGAAUCCUGCAAGAAAACAAAAACCUUUUGCGCCAAAAUUAGAUUUUGAUAAUUCUGCUAUAACUUCGAAUACAUCCGAAGAUACUUCUAACAAUGAUGACGAACCACUGAAAAUUACUGAAUUAGAAUCAUGUACACAAUCAGAUACAGAUUCGGAUAUUGAAGUAGUUGAAAGACCAGGCGAAACGUCUGAUACUCCAGAAUUAGAAUCUACAGAAUUAUUAAAUGAGAAGGAAUCUGAUAAGAUAGAGACGUGACGCAGCACUCAUAAUUUUUAGAAUUGAAUAAUAAUACCUGAGGGUAAAAAAAGAUGUUUGUAAAUCAGAGUUUCAAGUAAGUUCAAAUUUAAUACAGAAAAAGAAGAUAGAGAAUGUGAAUAAACAAAAAAAAAGAAACAUAAAUGGUUAAAGUAAAAUAAAUUGUAAAAUAAUACAUAAUAACAUAGAAGAAAAACCCAAGAUUAAUCUUCUUAUGUUAUAAUUGUAAUUGUCAAUUGAAAUAUUGCUUUAUUAUAUAUUGGAAAUUGUUGCUAUAAUAUAGAAAUAGCAUAACUAUUAUAUGAUUAUUGGUGACAUAUAUAUAUAGCUAAACAUACAAAAUUUUUCUGCAUUAUUAAUACAAAUAUAAUUUAUAUAAUAUGAAACUUAUAUAUUUGCUAGAAAAUAUUUGUGGAAAUUUGCACGAAAAUUUUAUUAUAAAGGAAAUAAAAAAUCAUACUAAAUUUUUAUUUGUU
This is a messenger RNA of Nylanderia fulva, 2002 nucleotides long. Lineage: Eukaryota; Metazoa; Arthropoda; Insecta; Hymenoptera; Formicidae. The record is from RefSeq and is a predicted model, not a curated record.